AAUGGGACUACACUGCCUAAUGCCAGUUCUGUGGCGAAAACUUUGGAGACUGCUUCGUCCAGCUCAAAUUUUUCCCUCAGUGUCAACACAUCUUCUAUUACUGCAUCUGGACCAGUAAAUGUAACCACAUCGCCACCAGUCUCCACAAUGCCACCAGCUCCAGCAACAAUGGAGCCAAAAAUUGAGCUGGGAUUUAAGUUGCAGCAAAACUUUACAUCACAACUUACAAACAAAUCCUCAGCGGAGUUCAAGCAAUUAAGUGACAACGUUACCACGGCGCUCAACACAAUCUAUUCAGAGAAAUAUGGAGCUGCCUUCAAUCGAACUUUCAUCAAAGGCUUCCGUUACAGUCAAGGAUCCGUUGUUGUCGAUGCUGUUCUGAUAUUCAAUAAUGGGACUACACUGCCUAAUGCCAGUUCUGUGGCGAAAACUUUGGAGACUGCUUCGUCCAGCUCAAAUUUUUCCCUCAGUGUCAACACAUCUUCUAUUACUGCAUCUGGACCAGUAAAUGUAACCACAUCGCCACCAGUCUCCACAAUGCCACCAGCUCCAGCAACAAUGGAGCCAAAAAUUGAGCUGGGAUUUAAGUUGCAGCAAACCUUUACAUCACAACUUACAAACAAAUCCUCAGCGGAGUUCAAGCAAUUAAGUGACAACGUUACCACGGCGCUCAACACAAUCUAUUCAGAGAAAUAUGGAGCUGCCUUCAAUCGAACUUUCAUCAAAGGCUUCCGUUACAGUCAAGGAUCCGUUGUUGUCGAUGCUGUUCUGAUAUUCAAUAAUGGGACUACACUGCCUAAUGCCAGUUCUGUGGCGAAAACUUUGGAGACUGCUUCGUCCAGCUCAAAGUUUUCCCUCAGUGUCAACACAUCUUCUAUUACUGCAUCUGGACCAGUAAAUGUAACCACAUCGCCACCAGUCUCCACAAUGCCACCAGCUCCACCAACAAUGGAGCCAAAAAUUGAGCUGGGAUUUAAGUUGCAGCAAAACUUUACAUCACAACUUACAAACAAAUCCUCAGCGGAGUUCAAGCAAUUAAGUGACAACGUUACCACGGCGCUCAACACAAUCUAUUCAGAGAAAUAUGGAGCUGCCUUCAAUCGAACUUUCAUCAAAGGCUUCCGUUACAGUCAAGGAUCCGUUGUUGUCGAUGCUGUUCUGAUAUUCAAUAAUGGGACUACACUGCCUAAUGCCAGUUCUGUGGCGAAAACUUUGGAGACUGCUUCGUCCAGCUCAAAUUUUUCCCUCAGUGUCAACACAUCUUCUAUUACUGCAUCUGGACCAGUAAAUGUAACCACAUCGCCACCAGUCUCCACAAUGCCACCAGCUCCACCAACAAUGGAGCCAAAAAUUGAGCUGGGAUUUAAGUUGCAGCAAAACUUUACAUCACAACUUACAAACAAAUCCUCAGCGGAGUUCAAGCAAUUAAGUGACAACGUUACCACGGCGCUCAACACAAUCUAUUCAGAGAAAUAUGGAGCUGCCUUCAAUCGAACUUUCAUCAAAGGCUUCCGUCAAGGAUCCGUUGUUGUCGAUGCUGUUCUGAUAUUCAAUAAUGGGACUACACUGCCUAAUGCCAGUUCUGUGGCGAAAACUUUGGAGACUGCUUCGUCCAGCUCAAAUUUUUCCCUCAGUGUCAACACAUCUUCUAUUACUGCAUCUGGACCAGUAAAUGUAACCACAUCGCCACCAGUCUCCACAAUGCCACCAGCUCCAGCAACAAUGGAGCCAAAAAUUGAGCUGGGAUUUAAGUUGCAGCAAAACUUUACAUCACAACUUACAAACAAAUCCUCAGCGGAGUUCAAGCAAUUAAGUGACAACGUUACCACGGCGCUCAACACAAUCUAUUCAGAGAAAUAUGGAGCUGCCUUCAAUCGAACUUUCAUCAAAGGCUUCCGUUACAGUCAAGGAUCCGUUGUUGUCGAUGCUGUUCUGAUAUUCAAUAAUGGGACUACACUGCCUAAUGCCAGUUCUGUGGCGAAAACUUUGGAGACUGCUUCGUCCAGCUCAAAUUUUUCCCUCAGUGUCAAACAUCUUCUAUUACUGCAUCUGUUCUGUGGCGAAAACUUUGGAGACUGCUUCGUCCAGCUCAAAUUUUUCCCUCAGUGUCAACACAUCUUCUAUUACUGCAUCUGGUAA
Cyclopterus lumpus (lumpfish) is the source of this 2139-nucleotide messenger RNA. RefSeq lists its product as uncharacterized. The transcript has 22 exons. The coding region runs from base 148 to 2139 and encodes 663 amino acids. The record is from RefSeq and is a predicted model, not a curated record. NCBI's taxonomy places the organism in Eukaryota, Metazoa, Chordata, Actinopteri, Perciformes, Cyclopteridae.